This is a messenger RNA of Musca vetustissima, 2946 nucleotides long. Its product is annotated as unconventional myosin-VIIa-like. Gene Ontology annotation, biological process: vesicle transport along actin filament; sensory organ development; actin filament organization. Gene Ontology annotation, cellular component: vesicle; actin cytoskeleton; microvillus. The record is from RefSeq and is a predicted model, not a curated record. The transcript is spliced from 4 exons. The annotation marks the transcript as partial. Lineage: Eukaryota; Metazoa; Arthropoda; Insecta; Diptera; Muscidae. Gene Ontology annotation, molecular function: microfilament motor activity; ATP binding; actin filament binding.
GCUGAAUAUGUAUGGGUCAAGCCGCAAGAGAAUGCACGCAGUGAGUUUGCAAUACCGUUUGGAGCACGUGUUGUGCGAACAGAUAAAAAUCGUACACAAGUCACCGAUGAUUAUGGCAAACAAUAUUGGGUACCCAAUUCGGAUAUUGUCAAAGCAAUGCAUUUGACAUCACAAAACGGUGUCGAUGAUAUGAUAACGCUGGGUGAACUACAAGAAUAUACAAUUCUGAGAAAUUUGGAAAUACGCUACAAACAGAAGAAGAUUUAUACCUACACCGGUUCCAUGUUGGUUGCAAUUAAUCCCUACCAAGUCCUGCCCAUAUAUACAAAUAAACAAAUCAAUGAAUAUCGUGGCAAGAAAAUCAAUGAAUUGCCGCCACAUAUAUUCGCAAUCAGUGAUAAUGCCUUCCAAGAGAUGCGACGAGAGAAGACCAAUCAAUGCAUUGUCAUCAGUGGUGAAUCGGGUGCUGGUAAAACUGAGAGUACAAAAUUGAUCCUACAAUAUUUGGCUGCCAUUAGUGGGAAACAUUCAUGGAUUGAACAGCAAAUUAUUGAAGCGAAUCCCAUCAUGGAGGCAUUUGGUAAUGCCAAAACUGUACGCAAUGAUAAUUCUUCAAGAUUUGGAAAAUACAUUGAAAUUCGUUUCACCGAAACGGGUGUAAUACAGGGUGCCAAAAUUGAACAGUAUCUUCUGGAGAAAUCACGUAUUGUCUCACAGAAUCAUGAUGAACGGAAUUAUCAUAUUUUCUAUUCCAUGUUGGCUGGUCUGAGCCCCGAGGAACGUAAACGAUUAUAUUUGCAGGAACAAUCACCGGCGAAAUAUCAUUAUUUAUCGCAGGGUGGUUGUUACAAAUUAGCUGGAAAGAAUGAUGCCAAAGAUUUUGCCGAUAUACGUUCAGCAAUGAAAGUGCUAUCCUUUAGUCCCGAGGAGCAAUGGCAAAUAUUUAAUUUAUUAGCCGCAGUUUUGCAUUUGGGUAAUUUGGGUUUUAAAGCCACUGAGGUCCGUAACAUGGAAGCAGCUGAAGUCAAUGAUCCAGAUAAUGCCGCCAGAGUUUCCUCGUUGCUGGGCGUAACGAAGGAGGCGUUAUGUGAAACAUUAACCCAGAAGACAAUGAUAAUUCAUGGAGAACAUGUGGUCACUAGUUUGUCAAAGGAGUAUGCUCUCGAAGGACGUGAUGCUUUUGUGAAAGCUUUGUAUGGCAAUAUAUUUGUACAUAUUAUUAAACGUAUCAAUGAUACGAUUGAUAAGAAUCCAGUGAAAAAUAUUAACACUAUUGGUGUAUUGGAUAUAUUUGGUUUUGAAAAUUUCGAGGAUAAUAGUUUUGAGCAGCUGUGCAUUAAUUAUGCCAAUGAAAAUUUACAACAAUUCUUUGUGAAGCAUAUCUUUAAGAUGGAACAAUCCGAAUAUCAACAGGAAAAUAUCAGUUGGCAACAUAUUGAAUUUCAAGACAAUCAAGAGGUGCUCGAUAUGAUCGGCAUGAAAGCCAUUAAUAUUAUGUCUCUCAUCGAUGAGGAAUCGAAAUUCCCCAAAGGCACUGACUAUACGUUGCUCGAAAAAUUGCAUUCGCAACAUGGUAAUCGUUCGAUUUAUGUUAAAACUAAAUCACGAUCCAAUACUCUGUUCGGUAUUCGACAUUAUGCCGGUGUGGUUAUGUAUAAUCCUCAAGGAUUUUUGGAAAAGAAUCGUGAUUCCUUCAGUAUGGAUUUAAAUACGAUGAUUGCUAAGUCGAAAAAUAAAUUCCUGAAGGAAAUUUUCCCGGUGACGGUACCAUUCGAUACGAUUAAGAAACAGGUGACGUUGUCGGUGAAAUUCCGCAACUCUUUAGAGUUGCUGAUGCGAACAUUGGCGGCUGCUCACCCAUUCUUUAUACGCUGCAUCAAACCCAAUGAAAAUAAACAACCAAAUCAAUUCGAUCGUGAACUAUGUGUCCGCCAGCUACGCUACUCGGGUAUGAUGGAAACUGCGCGCAUACGACGUGCUGGCUAUCCCAUACGCCACACCUACAAGGAAUUUGUGCAACGUUAUCGUAUUCUCAUGCGUGGCUUAGGCCCCUUGGACAAGGUGAACUAUCGCCAAGUCACUGAGGAUAUUUGCCAUAAAGAAUUAUCACUGAAAUCGGAUCAUCAAUUUGGUUUAACGAAAGUUUUCCUGAAGGAUUGUGACGACGCCCUAUUGGAGGAGGAAAGGUCGCGGGCCAUACUCAAAGCCAUUGUUACCAUCCAGAGAGCUGUAAGACGGUUAAUAUUUAAACGUUAUAUGGAAAAGCAUCGUAAUGCCGCCAUUGUGAUACAAAGAAAUUGGAGAGCCUGUAAACCACGUCGAGACUUCUUGUUAAUGCAGAGGGGUUUCCAUCGUCUGGCGGCCAAGGUCCAAUCACGACAAUUAACCUAUGAUUUUGUCCAACUACGAAGACGUGUAACAUUGCUGCAGGCCCGCUGUAGAGGCUAUUUGGCACGCAAGGAAUUCCGAGCAAAAUAUGCUGAACGUUUGCUGAAGAUAAGAGAAUUGCGGGCCCUGAGGAAACAAGAGGAGGAACAAUAUCGCCGGGAAGGCGAACGUCGUUGGAAGCAGCAUGCUGAGGAUAAUUAUCAGAAACGUCUGAAAGGCAUCGAUCCUCUGAAGAAAAGUCCUGCCCCUACACCACGUGCAACAAAUACAACUACAACUAAUGGUCAUGUUAAACCGGAGGAGGAACGUAAUAACAACAACUACAUUGAUGACGAGUCCUCGAAGAAAAUUGUCGAUGAUGUCUUUGGUUUCCUCAAUGAUGCCGAUGUAAGUGGCCCAGUGGGACCCAAUGUUAAAGAGAAAUCUCUAAUGUUUGAGAAAGUGUUAAGUAAACCUCGUAUAAUACCCACCAAAUUGUUAUCGCGUCCGGUAAAUUAUUAUGAAUCGAGCGUACCCCAACCUCCACCACGAAAAUAUGCAAAUCAAACACGUCUGUAA